CCGAUAAGCAGAGCAGCCGACAGAUCACUCCAGACGUCGGGGCCCGUCACACCUCCCUAGCGUGUGCGCGUACGCGCGAAGCUUCCGAAUGAUCGGCAAACAUGUUCCUCUCCCCGGAAGUCAGGGGUCUCGUCUUGAUCUUGCCGCCUCUACUCGCGGUCGCCGUCCGAGCCAACUCGACAACAGUAGAAAACGCUCUGGAGGAGGUAUCUGGAACGUCGCCGACGCCAGCUCUUCCCGCAGAAGAGUGCUGCGUCCCGCGAGGCGGUAGGCACGGGCGUCCGGUCCGGCUGGGCGGAGCCUGCCAAUGGAGUUCCCAGUGUCCACCGCGCAGCGCCUGCGUCCAGGGACGCUGCAGGCGCUGCAAGAUAAACGGCAACACUGACGGCGGCCCGUGUGCCUUUUGGAAAGAUCGUAAGCGCAAUUCUCUUCAUGUGUUCCGGACAGUAAUGAUAAUAUCAGCCAGUGUUAUCGCCUCACUGCUCGGCUUCUUCAUCGCAUGCGUCAUCACCAGGGCUUUCCUGGGUCGGUCGGACCACGAGGAAAGCAUCGCAUUUGCAUCAUCACCGGCGACGCCUGAGCCUGAGCCAAGGGUUCUGGCGGAGAGGCCGCCUGCCUACACCGACGUUCUACGAGCGCAGCAGGAGGAGCUGCCUUCUUAUGUGGAAGCCAUGAGACGCCCUCUGAACACCCUGCCACGGACAAACCCAGCUUACGUCGUCGACAUCACCUAACUGCAAUCUCCAAUAAAUAUCCACGUCAUAAUAUAUCAA
Dermacentor andersoni is the source of this 773-nucleotide messenger RNA. RefSeq lists its product as uncharacterized. The record is from RefSeq and is a predicted model, not a curated record. Lineage: Eukaryota; Metazoa; Arthropoda; Arachnida; Ixodida; Ixodidae.